CGUCCCACCACCACAACAGCCCGCAAGCACAUCGCUCAGCAAGCAGCGUCCUGCCGGCGACAGCAAGCAGCCGUGAUGCCCGAGCAGAUCCGCGCCUGGCAUGCCGGCGAGCUGGCGGCGCAGCAGGCGCGUGGCUACGAGGAUGCCGUAUGGGGCCAGUACGAGGCGCUGGAGCCCGGCCUGCCCAACUCGAUGCGUCCGUUCCUGGAGCAGCUGCCCUUCCUGCCUCUCACCACGCUCGACGAUGCAGGACGGCCCUGGGGCUCGCUGCUCAUGCUGGACGGCAGCGCCGGCUUCCUGAUGCCUCGGCCCGACGAUUCCGGCGAGGAUGAAGAGCACGGCGUCGUGGUGCGCGCUCGCGUGCCGCAGGACACGCCGCUGCGACAAGCACUGGCGAGAGCGGAGGGGAAGCAAGAGGUGCUCUGUGCGGCAGUUGGCGUCAUGCUGCACAAUCGCAGACGCAACAAGUUCGAGGGUCGCCUGGUGGACGUCAAACAGCUGGAGGAGGACGUCGUGGAGUUCACCAUCGACCAUACAUCGACGAUGGGCAAUUGUCCCAAGUACAUCAAUCUUCGGCAGCUGGUCAAGAGUGACGCUCGCCCGCGCCGGGCGAUCAACGAACCACAGCCGGCUCUCGGCUCUGCGCUGCCUUCCGACCUCGUGGCAGUCGUACAAGAAGCGGAGCUCGUCUUCCUGCACACCAAGCACACGGGCAGCAGUGGCGGGUACCAUGCUGACCCCUCUCGCCUCGGCUGCAACUUGCGCGGCGGACCUCGCGGCUUCCUUCGUUCGUACUUCGACGAGAAGCGCGCGCGUACAGCCGUCGUGCUGCCGGACUGGAGCGGCAAUCGCAUGCUGCAAUCCUUCGGCAAUGUCUCGCAUGACGGCGUGGCAGGCAUCAGCAUUCCACAGUGGGGCAUGCGAACAUCCCGCGGCGACUCGACGACGCGCAUCUUGCAUCUGACGGGCGACGCUGAGGUGCUCGCGGGCGGAGCCUCGAGUGCGGUCAUCAAGGGGGUAGCAGGCUGCAUGAUCCUCUGGAUCACCGGAUGGAACGUCAUCGAAGGCCUCCCACUCGUGAUCGAGGCGCGCCAUGCCGAGCUUCGUGCGCGAGAAGCGGGCGUAGAGGUAGAUGAUCAAAUGCUACUCGACGCCUCGAUAGGGUGGUCGCCGUACAACCCACCAGUGCGCUAUCUCGUUUCGGAGCGACCUUCGACACUGCUGGCGCAGGCGGCAACCAAGGGAGCAGCGCCGCCGCAGGCCACGCUCGUCAAGGCCGCCUUCGCCUCGGAGCAGAUCGCUACGUUCACAUGGCUAGUUGAAAGGAAGUAUGCGGAUGCUUGGGCCGCGGGCAAGCACCUCAUCGUGGAUGCGCACGAGGCGCUCGACACGCGCGUCAAGAUGUAUCAGCAUAUGUCCUUCGCCCGCGGCGGCGAGAAGGAUCUGAACGACGAUGGCGUACGCUCCUGGACCAUCUCUGCCUCUCGUCCUUCUUCGGAAGUCGAAGGCACGACGGAGCUAGACGUGACGCUUCGACGCACGCCUCGAGGCGGCGUCACGCCCGGCCUCUUCGCGCGGGGCAAGCGCAUGGUGGAGGGCCAGGCGGCGGGAGCUCCGCUUGUGCUGCCUCUGCUGGGCAUCGAGGGGGAGAUGUUGCUCCCUGCCGCUGGAAGUGCAGCACAAGAAGAAGAGAGGCAAGCGAAGACGCUCGCUUACUUCGUCGCCGGCAUCGGCAUCACUCCUCUGCUGGCACAUCUCCCCGAACUCCGCGCUCGCUCCGGAGCUCAAGGCGAGACGUUCCACGUCCUCGUCGUGCUGGCCACGCGCGCAGCUGACGCAGAGACGAUGCUCCAGCUGCUUCACACCGCGCUGGCAUCGCCUAGACCGCCGCAGGCCGGCGAAGCAGCGGGACAGCUCGACGUGCAGGUGCACAUGCUCGUCGGCGCCUCCGAAGCCACUCCGGCUUUGUCUUCCUCGUCGUCCGACAGUGCCAUCAACCUCUGCCUGCACACGCAUGUCGACGUUCGCCUGUCGCCCGACUCGCUGCUCGACGCAUCUCCCUCCGCCACCGCUGGCGAAGAGGGCGCCUUCGUGCUGCCCGCAGCCGACGCCCAGCGCCUGCGCCUCGCAGACGCCGUCUUCCUCUGCGGUCCGCCGCGCUUCGAGGGCGUGGCUCGCGCGGCGCUGCGCAAGGCAGGCGUCGAUGCGACGCGCGUGCGUUCGGAGAGCUUCUCCUUCUGAAAGCCGGACUUCGCGCAGACUCGUGCUGCCUGACCUCCUUCUCGCUCUCUCUCUCUCUCCAUGUCUCCUCUCGUCUCGCGGUCUUGUCUGUAUCGCUCCUCUCGUCGUCUGCGCAACUCAUGUCCCAUUGACGUUC
Messenger RNA from Tilletiopsis washingtonensis, 2377 nucleotides. RefSeq lists its product as hypothetical. The transcript is spliced from 4 exons. NCBI's taxonomy places the organism in Eukaryota, Fungi, Basidiomycota, Exobasidiomycetes, Entylomatales. The coding region runs from base 76 to 2241 and encodes 721 amino acids. The record is from RefSeq and is a predicted model, not a curated record.